AUGGCAAUGAGUGAUGUGAAGUUUCUUGGGACAAGGCCAAGCCCAUUUGCGAAUCGGGUUCAAAUAGCUCUCAACAUAAAGUCUGUCAAAUAUGAGUUCAUUGAAGAGAACCUUGGUUCCAAGAGAUCUGGUAUAUAUCCAUCACCGAGGGAGCUUUCGAUUGCACAAGAAGAGGAGGCAAAGGCCGCAGAACAAGUUGUUGCAGGAUUGGUGGUGCUGGAGGAGGUAUUUGUCAAGUGCAGCAAAGAAAAUGCUUUCUUUGGUGGGGAUAGUUUUGGGUACCUUGACAUAUGGCUGAGGAUAUAA
Cornus florida is the source of this 306-nucleotide messenger RNA. RefSeq names its product glutathione S-transferase U17-like. The record is from RefSeq and is a predicted model, not a curated record. Lineage: Eukaryota; Viridiplantae; Streptophyta; Magnoliopsida; Cornales; Cornaceae. The transcript has 2 exons. Gene Ontology annotation, molecular function: glutathione transferase activity. Gene Ontology annotation, cellular component: cytoplasm. Gene Ontology annotation, biological process: glutathione metabolic process. The coding region runs from base 1 to 306 and encodes 101 amino acids.